This is a messenger RNA of Penicillium oxalicum, 1824 nucleotides long. Its product is annotated as purple acid phosphatase family protein. The record is from RefSeq and is a predicted model, not a curated record. The coding region runs from base 1 to 1824 and encodes 607 amino acids. Gene Ontology annotation, molecular function: metal ion binding; acid phosphatase activity. The transcript has 4 exons. NCBI's taxonomy places the organism in Eukaryota, Fungi, Ascomycota, Eurotiomycetes, Eurotiales, Aspergillaceae.
AUGAAGGCGACCACUGCUUCUGUCUUGCUGGCGCUGACUGCUGCUGUCAACGCCCGUCCUACGGUUGACACAGAGUACCCAUACAAGGGUCCUGCGGUCCCGGUCGGUGAUUGGGUUGACCCCAGCGUCAAUGGCAAUGGCAAGGGCUUCCCUCGUCUCGUGGAACCUCCUGCGGUCAAGCCGUCCUCCGCCAACCCGACCAACAAUGUCAAUGUGAUCUCGCUCUCAUAUCUUCCCCGUGGCGUCAACAUUCACUACCAGACUCCCUUCGGUCUGGGCCGCGCCCCGGAAAUCAAAUGGGGCAAGCACCCGAACAAGCUCGAUAAGCGCGCGACAGGUUCGUCGCAUACUUAUGACCGCACCCCGCCUUGCUCGCAAGUCUCCGCCAUCACCCAGUGCAGUCAGUUCUUCCAUGAGGUUUCUCUGGACCACCUCAAGGCUGGCACGACGUACUAUUACCAGAUCACUGCAGCCAAUGGUACCACCGAAUCCGAGGUGAUGAGCUUCCAGACCGCUCAAAAGGCUGGUGACGACAAAAAGUUCAGCGUCGCUGUGCUGAACGACAUGGGCUACACCAAUGCCCAAGGUACUCACAAGUACUUGGUGCAGGCUGCCAAGGAGGGUACUGCUUUUGCUUGGCACGGCGGCGACAUCAGUUACGCUGACGACUGGUACUCUGGCAUUCUGCCCUGUGCGGAUGACUGGCCGGUCUGCUACAACGGUACCGACACUGCCUUGCCCGGGAGUGGCCCAAUUCCCGAUGAGUACAAGAAGCCUCUUCCCAAGGGUGAAGUCCCCAACCAGGGCAGCCCUCAGGGUGGUGACAUGAGCGUUCUGUACGAGAGCAACUGGGAUCUCUGGCAGCAGUGGAUGGGCGAUAUCACCACCAAGAUUCCUUACAUGGUUCUACCUGGCAAUCACGAGGCAGCUUGUGCCGAGUUUGACGGUCCUGGCAAUGUUCUCACCUCAUAUCUCAACGAGAACGAGCCCAACACCACUACCGCCAAGAGCGCUUUGACCUACUACAGCUGCCCGCCUUCUCAACGCAACUUCACUGCCUUCCAGCACCGUUUCCGCAUGCCUGGCAAGGAAACCGGUGGCGUCGGUAACUUCUGGUACUCUUUUGAUUACGGUCUUGCCCACUUCGUCUCCAUCAACAGCGAGACCGAUUUUGCCAAGAGCCCUGAGAAGUCCUUUGCUGAGGAUGUGAAGGGCAAUGAGACCCACCCCACGGAGCCCGAGACGUAUAUCACCGAUAGUGGUCCUUUCGGUGAUGUGGACGGCAGCGUCAACGACAACAAGGCUUACGAGCAAUACCAGUGGCUGAAGGACGACCUGGAGAGUGUGAACCGCAAAAAGACCCCUUGGGUCAUCGUCAUGGGCCACCGCCCCAUGUACAGCUCUGCCACUUCAGGUUACCAGAAGAACCUCCGUGAUGCGUUCGAGUCCCUGAUGCUGGAGAACGGUGUUGAUGCUUAUAUCGCUGGCCACAUUCACUGGUACGAGCGACUCUUCCCCCUCGGCACCAACGGUACUAUUGACACUGCUUCGGUGGUCAACAACAACACCUUCUACACCAACGCCGGAAAGUCGAUGACCCACCUGAUCAACGGCGCUGCCGGUAACCUGGAGAGUCACAGUGAGUUCAGCAAGGGUCAGCACUUGCAGAAUAUCACUGUCGUCCUGAACAAGGAGGACUAUGGAUUCAGCAAACUGACCGUUAUCAACUCUACCGCCCUGACCUGGGAGUACAUUGUCGGUAGCGAUGGAUCCGUUCGUGACUCUCUUACUCUGCUGAAGCCUACUGAGAAGAAGUGCCACUAG